Molecule: messenger RNA, 2143 nt
Organism: Manacus vitellinus (golden-collared manakin)
Lineage: Eukaryota; Metazoa; Chordata; Aves; Passeriformes; Pipridae
Gene: TRAP1
Product: TNF receptor associated protein 1
Exons: 18
Biological process (GO): protein folding
Cellular component (GO): mitochondrial inner membrane
Molecular function (GO): ATP hydrolysis activity; ATP-dependent protein folding chaperone; protein kinase binding
Source: RefSeq, a predicted model, not a curated record
GGGGCCGGCGCCCCACCCGCAGCAAAAGGAGCAGCGUGUUUGCAAAGACAAGCAGUCCAUCGUUGGAGCCUCCGGUACGACAUUCCCACCAGCAGCAUUCCCGCCGUGCGGACAUACAGGACAUACGGGACAUACAGCACAUACAGCACCCAGACGGCGGAGAGCAAAGAGGAGGAGCCCCUGCACACCAUCAUCAGCAACACGGAGAACGUGAAAGGUGCAGCUUCUAAACAUGAGUUUCAGGCUGAAACAAAGAAACUGCUGGACAUUGUUGCCCGUUCCCUGUACUCGGAGAAGGAGGUGUUUAUCCGGGAGCUGAUCUCCAAUGGCAGCGACGCGCUGGAGAAGCUGCGCCAUCGGCUGAUGACAGAGGGGAAGGCCUUGCCAGAGAUGGAGAUCCAUCUGCAGACAGACAGUGGAAAGGGAACCAUCACUAUCCAGGACACAGGUAUUGGGAUGACCCAGGAGGAGCUGGUUUCUAAUCUUGGAACCAUUGCUCGAUCAGGCUCAAAGGCUUUUCUAGAUGCUCUGCAGAGCCAAGCUGAAGCCAGCAGUAAAAUCAUCGGCCAGUUUGGAGUGGGUUUCUACUCAGCCUUCAUGGUGGCUGAUAAAGUGGAGGUGUUCUCCCAGUCUGCAGAGCCAGGCAGCCUGGGCUACCACUGGUCUUCCGAUGGUUCAGGAAUGUUUGAGAUCGCAGAAGCAUCUGGGGUCAGGACUGGGACUAAGAUUAUUAUCCAUCUCAAAGAAGACUGCAAGGAGUUUGCAAAUGAAGACCGAGUGAAGGAGGUGGUGACGAAAUACAGCAACUUCAUCAGCUUCCCCCUGUACCUCAAUGGGAAAAGAAUUAACACGUUGCAGGCUCUCUGGAUGCUGGACCCCAAGGACAUUGGAGAGUGGCAGCACGAGGAGUUCUACCGCUUCAUAGCGCAGGCGUACGACAAGCCCCGCUACGUCCUGCACUACAGGGCCGACGCUCCCCUCAACAUCCGCAGCAUCUUCUACGUGCCCGAGCAAAAACCAUCCAUGUUUGACAUCAGCAGGGAAAUGGGCUCCAGUGUUGCCCUCUACAGCCGCAAAAUCCUCAUCCAAACCAAAGCUGCAGACAUCCUGCCUAAGUGGCUGCGUUUUCUUAGAGGUGUUGUGGACAGUGAGGAUAUACCUCUGAACCUCAGCAGGGAGCUCCUGCAGGAGAGUGCCCUUAUCAGGAAGCUCCGUGAUGUUUUGCAGAAGAGGGUGAUCAAGUUCUUCAUUGACCAGAGCAAGAAGGACCCUGAGAAAUAUGCCAAAUUCUUUGAGGAGUACGGGGUAUUCAUGAGAGAGGGGAUUGUCACAAUCGCAGAGCAGGAUGUCAAGGAGGACAUAGCCAAGCUGCUGCGGUACGAGUCGUCGGCGCUGCCCGCGGGGCAGCUGACCGGCCUGGCCGACUACGCCUCGCGCAUGAAGGCCGGGAGCAGGAACAUCUACUACCUGUGUGCCCCCAACCGCCACCUGGCCGAGCACUCCCCCUACUUCGAGGCCAUGAAGAAGAAGGACAUGGAGGUGCUGUUCUGCUAUGAGCAGUUUGAUGAGCUGACACUGUUGCACCUCCGUGAGUUUGACAAGAAGAAGCUGAUCUCUGUGGAGACAGACAUUGUUGUUGAUCACUAUAAGGAAGAGAAGUUUGAGGAGAGCCGCCCAGCUGGAGAACGUCUGACAGAGAAGGAGGCUGAGGAUCUGAUGGCCUGGAUGAGGAAUGCCUUGGGCUCUCGAGUCACUGGAGUUAAGGUGACGCCCCGGCUGGACACCCACCCUGCCAUGAUCACCGUGCUGGAGAUGGGCGCUGCCCGCCACUUCCUGCGCAUGCAGCAGCUGGCCAAGACCCAGGAGGAGCGAGCCCAGCUCCUGCAGCCCACCCUGGAGAUCAACACUGGACAUGCUCUGAUUAAGAAGCUCAACGAGCUGAAGGACAGUCAGCCUGAUCUGGCCCAGAUGUUGCUUGACCAGAUUUAUGAGAAUGCCAUGAUUGCAGCAGGACUGAAUGAGGAUCCCAGGCCAAUGGUGAGCCGGCUGAACGAACUCCUCACCAGAAUCCUGGAGAAGAACUGAGCCCCCAAGGACUGAAGGAUGAACUCUGUGCUGAUCUCUCUUGCCUCAAGUGCAGCCA